AUGGUCUAUGGGGGCAAGCCGAGUACCGGAUGUUACCUGUGUCGCAAGCGGAAGAUAAAGUGCGAUGAAGCUCGCCCGGGAUGCCGGAACUGCGUCAUCUAUGGCCGCCCAUGUCCAGGUUACCGGCCUGAUGUUGUCUUUCGCAAUGAGAACAGGAAAUUCGAGCCUCUCGUGAAGAGCAGUGCUGGCGUCAAUACAAACAACAACAGUAGUGACAACCUGGGCAGCUCUCUGACCUCGGACGCAGUUGUCUCGCGCCGUCGGCGCCGAUCCCUCAAUGGGAAACAUCAUGACAAGCCUACUCUGACGCUAUAUUCGCCAGCGGAUACUAGUUGGGAAGAGCGCGCUUUGUGUUAUUUCUUUGACCAAUACACUAUCAAAGCAGAGGGUGAAGAUAGCGGGCAUCUCGCCUAUGUGCCCCCGCUGUACGCUCGCCAGCUUGGCCAGAGUGACGAAUCGGCAUCAUCCUGCUUACGGUGGGCCGUCGAUGCCACAUCGCUGAUGACUCUGGCCAAUGCUAAUAAUGCGCCUCCUCUUAUGAUUAGGGCACAGCAGGGCUAUGGGCGGGCGUUGCGGGCUUUACAGGCGGCAUUGGUGUCUCCAGCCCAUGCUGCCAAAGACGAGACAUUUGCUUCGGUUGUUUUGCUCUCGUUAUAUGAAGAUAUCUCGGGGCAACGGAAUGGAUUGUUCAGUUCACAUACGGCUGGCUUCGAGUUUUUGAUGAAACUCCGUGGAGAGGCCCAGAUGGAUCAUAGACAUAGUCGGGAUAUGGUCAAUUUUGCUUAUGCCCACACAUAUGUUGAAAUCCUCGCACUGGGAGACAAACCCCGCUUCGAUACCGAAUGGGUUCUCGGUAUGCUAGACAACAACAAUCCAAUUGAUCGGCUCAUCAUCGCAGCAUCAAAGCUAUGCCAGCUAUUUGUCGCCAUCCGCUCUGCGCCAAAGCCCUCAGAUCAAGCAACUGUCGAAUCAUGGAUCGCGGCUGGCCGCGAGUGUGAUAUAGAAUUUUCACAAUGGACACAGACCCUUCCGGAUAGCUGGCUCCCACUAGUCGUCUACUCUGCGAAGGGCGAGCCCCUCUUGACCUACACCCGCAUCUCCCUUGCCGUCGUUUGGAACUACUACCGCUCAGUGCGCGUGAUGCUCCAACAGCUUUUCCUCGGCCUGACCACCGCCCUUUCCACCAUCAAAGAGGCCAAUAAACAAUUUUCCAACUCCCCUGAGACCGGCACUUUUGAUACGAAGUCCGAGUCUGUUCUUGAAGAGGAAAGUCUGCGAGCCACCAUCCGCGAACUGACAACAGAUGUUUGCCGUAGCAUCCCCUUUGCGCUAGCAGAGGUCGACUCCCUUGGCCGCCCCAAUAAGUCGGAUAGCGCAAGGAAAAUGCGCGCUGUCCAGGGUUAUGGCUUGCUCUGGCCUUUGUGGUAUAUUCUCUCCUCCGGUAUGCCGACCACGGUGCAGGCCGAGCAGAUCCGUACCGUGCUGUCCCGUGUCGGGUCUACGCUGGGCAUUAGAUUGGCCUGGGUUCUUGCUCAUGAGGCAGAGCGCAUUCGCGAAGAGCAGAAUGAGAUACUAGGAACUUCUAUUGACCCCUCCUCCACAAGUGUUUCUGGUCUCAACGAGAGCUCAACAAUCACUCUGUCUAGUUUCAUGAUCAAGGACAUGUCCAUG
Penicillium paradoxum is the source of this 1671-nucleotide messenger RNA. RefSeq names its product putative C6 transcription factor. The record is from RefSeq and is a predicted model, not a curated record. The transcript is spliced from 4 exons. The annotation marks the transcript as partial. NCBI's taxonomy places the organism in Eukaryota, Fungi, Ascomycota, Eurotiomycetes, Eurotiales, Aspergillaceae. Gene Ontology annotation, molecular function: zinc ion binding; DNA-binding transcription factor activity, RNA polymerase II-specific. Gene Ontology annotation, biological process: regulation of DNA-templated transcription.